AAAAAGUUGUACCGCGCCGCUGCAGCCGGCGUUCACCUGCGGGAAGACUCCAGCCCUCGGCAACAAGGCGUUGCCGCCAGCGCAGCUCGCCGAGUCCUUCAAAGGAAGUGACUGGCAUGCGCCCUCCUGGCCGGACGAUGCAGUCCCACAGAAAAUGGCGCCUGUUGACCCAAAUCACUUGCCUGACGUCACUAACUUCCUGUAUGCUCGCGUCUGGAGUCGGGGGAGCUGCGGUCACUGCCACGGUUCACGGCACCAGUCACGAGAACAUCGUGACGGAUGAUACUGUCACCUACGGUCACGGCCGAGGCGGAGUGUCUUUAACCACUUCCUCGACAGCGUCACCGUUCGAGACGUUGUUCAGGCCUCGAGCGACUUCGGAAGAUGCACUCGCCGGGAGUGAGCACGAGAACCCGAAGCGCAGCGAGAGUGACCGAGUUCUUCCGCAUCCGAGGAGCAUGUGCUUCUACCAUAUAUCUAAAAAGUUCGUGGCGGUGCGGUCGUUUCACGUCCAAGCCUCGGCACUGGGCCGAGCUGUAUUGGCGACAGUUUUCCUCGCGACCAGCCUGCUCGUCGUCGCCUCCCUGUUCGCCAUGGUGUGGUGCUUCUGCCGCGGCUGCCGGUGCGCCAAGAAAGAGGAUAACCCACUGGAUGUACAAGCACAACCCCCUGCCUACACUGCAUCCAAAGGCGGGCCGUUUGGAAUACCCCACAGCGUGUCGAAUGACCCACCACCGCCUUACGGAAGCGCCAUCGACUCGACAACCGUGGACGGUCACUUCGUCGGAAGAGUUACUGCGUGUGGAUCCCAAAAGGAGGAGCCACACACCGUAACAGUAGAUGUUCCUUCACAGCAAGCACACCAACCUCCCACGUACGAUGCAGUCGUGUUGUCGUUACGACACCCGCAGACCACCCUCGCUAACGGGCUAACCAAGGUCCCUCGCUAACGGGUUUCUCAAAGCGAUAUCACCGCUUGCUUUGCUCUGGGAUCUGUAAACCUGUAAUCGGUUACACUCAUGGCGGUGUUGUUGACCCAAGUAUAUAUACAGCGGAAACUACAUGGCGCAAUCCGUCUUUUUCACGAUGCCACGGUGCAUGCGCCCUUCCCCUAGCGGAAAAGUUGCGAAACGCCUCCUCAUCUCGGAGGCUUUCGUUCUGGCGAUACCGGUUGUCCCGGCUCCUACUAAAAGCCAAAACAGCAGCGGGCAGCACAAGAAAAUGACAAAGGCGGAUUGCGUAGCGCUGUGGGAACGCUUACAUGCUGAUUGAAUUCGGCGUCACGCCAAUUUGCGUUUCAAAACGUUAUUUUUGUAUUUUGUUUUCUUUUAAUUUAGAGCAGAGGUCAACGGAGAGGCCGGAUUGGCGCAUUUUCAAUCGGUAAUUGGAACGUGAUCUUUCAUAGUCAAGGUGUACAGUCGUAUUAGCAAAUAGUACAGUACCGUACGCUGAUGAAAUAGGUGUUUUUAAUGGAGUGGGCGCUUCGCCUUGGUACGUAAGCAUUGCUUAACUAAGGAAAGUGUGACAAAUUUGCAUUAUUCGUUGUUAAAAUGAUUAUAUGCAUAGAUCCGUAACAUCUUGUUGGCUUAUGCACGUAUUUACGUCUAUACACACUCUUGCAAUACCUGUUCGAAUAUAUUUACCGACUGGACAAGUCGUUGCCUAAUUACUUAUUCUACUCACCUACAACAGGCGUGCGGUCGCCCAGUAAUAACAAAAAUUCACGAUUAUGUUUCUGUUAGAUAAACGAUCACUCAAUCAAUGUGCCGGCCAAGACGUCUAACACGUUGACAAGACUUGUACGUUGGUCGGCUGUGUGUUUUCUUCUUGUUAUUAUGGGUUGAGGUUAUAGUCACGCUCGAUAUCUCUCCUUAGCGAUAAAUUGAUAUCAGUGCAGUAGAAUGGCUUUCGCAGUAUACGCAAUUGAAGUGUCCCGCGAUGCUCUUGUGCGACCUUUCUUUACUGGCGCAAUUUGAGAUUUUGAGAUUAAAACUGUUAGCGUUAGAAAGCUAUAAUUUGCCGAUUCAUACGCGUGAGGUAGAUAGCUGAAAUCCAGGGUUCGACGAAAACCCGUCUAGUCGGGAAAGUUCAUGGUGGAAGAAUCAGGCGCCGACCGAUCAUUAAAAACACAAAAGACAAAGACGUUUCGGUCCCGCUACGGGGACCUUCUUCACAAUCUGAACGGGGUAGACAGACAUAAGUAAGGGGUGGGGGGCGGGGGCGAUAUGCUUGAACCGAUAUAUUACAGCUUUGCGGUGUUCAACUGUGGAAUUCAGAAAACAAACUUCUUUUCCAAAGCUGUAAUGAAGAAUACUAAUAAACGAAACAAUGUAAAUAAAGGCUGGCACGAAAGAAGGUAAUUUGUUUAUGAAUUCGUGACAGCGAUAUUAACUCAAGUAGACUUCUUGUAAACUGACAAACAUACAAAGAAUGUGAGAGCUUCGGUUUGUUUACAACGGGCAGUUGAAGCCAGGUUGGAUGACCGUAAACUCAAUUUUAGACACUUUUUCAGGAGUAAGUCGCAUUUUUACUGAAACGACAGCGAAAGCUGUGCAGGUUGCGCUGUUGUAGCUUGUUUUUGUUAGGUGUAAAAGUCGCGGCGCUCAAUGUAAGGGGUGAUUCAGAAAAUAAAUGUGUUAGAGAAUAUUUUAUUACAAAGAAGAUUUAUGCUGAAUAAGCUGUUUUCCCGUGAUCGCUUUUUUGCAACGGUGCGUGAAUCCCGAUUUACACUAGUAAUGAAACUGAUUUACACUAGCAAGCAAUUUACACGAGCAAAGCAAAGUAACAAGACCGGCAUUGUAACCAACAGUCACACAAUUGAUCCUAGUUGAAGGUGUUGAUGAGCGUCGUCUGAUAAUUUCUCCACCGAUUCCAGGUACGCGUAAAGCAGACGCUGCUAACUUUAACAGGGAAAUGAACUUUGACCUAUUUCGUUCGACAAACAAACAGAAUCGCCGAGGGUCGCAGCCUGUGACUUUGCAUAAGAGUUCCAUGUUUGACGUGUGUGUUUACACGGCUUGUGACAAGGACACGUAUAUGAACGUAUACUUGAGAAAUUUUAUUGAAUUGCUCUAUUGCUCGCUUCAUGCGUGCCCGACGGUGACGAAAUAAAUGAAAAUAAACCUCCAGCAACCAUCGUCGUGGACUGAGAGGUCGUGGGUUCAGCUCCUGUUACGGAACCUUUUCGUAUAGUUUUUCUUUCUUUGCCAUCUCAUGGCGUUCAUUUUGCUGACGUAUUUCCGUGACGGAAAUACGUCAUGAAAGUCUUGGAAGACCCCGGCGUAAAACACGUUCAUGUUAAAAACAAAAGGUUGUAGCCUGAAAGCUCCAUUAAGUAAUCAUUUGGCUGUGUAGAAAGAGCUCAACAAUGGAAAAUAGCAAUACGAGGAGUAAAGUAGCUGGGGCUUGUUGAUUUAUAACGUGAAUGGAAAGGCACACACUCAAGACAGGGGCGGAGUUGGGCUUGUGUCGUGUUGCUUACUCUAUCCCUGUCUAAGUGUGUGCAAUUCCACUCGUGUAAAGAGCUACAUGUUAUAUUAAAGAAAAGGUGACUUGCGGCAAACAGGACCCAUGUGGAUGAAGAAGAAACUACAGAAAAUCCGGAAAGAAUGGGGAGAAAUAUACAAGAGAACAAAAUAGAACGUUGAGAUUGUGUGGGAAAGUUCUGAGAACGAUGUUGUCAUUGACAAUAAGGAAUAGUGACUACAGGUGUGUAUUGAUGUGAUUCGUAAUACAACAUGAAUAAAAACUACUAACUACGUGUUGAUAUGAAUGGGAAGGAACCACUAGAAAAUGACGAAACUACAUUAAAAUGCUGGCGUUCUUUUAUCAUUAUCACCCUAGUGCACUACAAUUCACGCGACUGCAUUCGUUCUCUUCCAUGUGCCGCAAUCAGGUUAUCAGGUUUUUAAAACCUUAAAGGGAAAUUUAGGUCCUGUAUUCCUUAGACUGGCGCACCUGGAUCGUGUCUAACGUUCUAUAGAAUGUGUUUGAGCAAACGUGACUUACCGAUGACGACUAUGGGAAUCAAGUCUUAUUCUGACGGUGAAUGUCUCCUUCGGGUUGUCGAUGUUGUCGGCACGUAGUUACUUUCGUGAAACAAUUAGCGAUACCAUAACAAAUUUUCACCGUGACUGAAAGAGACUCCGAAGCCCGGGUAUUUCUAACUAAUAUAAUCCUUGUCAGCCAGUGUGA
Rhipicephalus sanguineus (brown dog tick) is the source of this 4194-nucleotide messenger RNA. RefSeq lists its product as uncharacterized. NCBI's taxonomy places the organism in Eukaryota, Metazoa, Arthropoda, Arachnida, Ixodida, Ixodidae. The coding region runs from base 117 to 950 and encodes 277 amino acids. The transcript has 4 exons. The record is from RefSeq and is a predicted model, not a curated record.